AUUACGCCAAGAACGUAGCUUCUACAGCCAAAACGAUAUGAUCCAGCAAGUUUAUAUAAUCAUUUCCGGGAACUUCCAGACGGUGACCUCAUUGCAUGACUCUCUAAAAAUAUCCUAUAGGAACCGUGACUUAUGAAUAUAUUACAAUACACUCUCCGAAUAUCUGAAUCAGCAUCUUUUCUUAUGUAGAUUGCUGUGGCUUUGAUGUUUGUUUUUAGUUUUGUUUGUUUGUUUUUAAGAGAAUUUCAAGGUUUCAAAGAGUCGCCAACGAUAGGCUUGCAACGCGAGCGCGCUUCCUUGCGAGUUCAAGUUUUAGUAGACAACUGAGCUAUAAGCUCUGCCUGUUUGACACUAGUGGCCAUUGAUUCAAGUACUAUUAGUGGCAUUCAACAGAGCCGAUGAAUUGAUAGUAAAUAUCCCUUGCAACUCUUGUUCGCUUCUACCCUGCAUAUGGAAGCAGAGUGUUAUWAUUCGAAGAUAGGAAAAUAUCACUUACAAGGUAGUCCACAAAGUCUCGCACCCAUCAGCCAUUACGUGAGGUCAAAGACGAUUGUCAAUAAUUAACAGACGAACAACUUCGUUUCGCAACACAAACAUCACUGUUACAACUACUGCUGUUUACAAUUUGCUCUUCUUAAAAAUGAAAUCYCGAAUUCAAGGACAAAUGGUGUGCAUCAAAUACUUCAUGUUUGUAUCAAAUGCYAUUGUAUUUAUUAGUGGUCUUGGUCUCGUUACAAUCGGAGGACUUGGAGAAAUUCUAUACGGUGACAUCGACCACAUCUCUCAAGUUGGUUUCUCCUCUGCCUCGGCAAUUAUCGUAAUUAUUGGAUGUUUUAUUGUAAUUGUUGGUUUAUCAGGUUGUUAUGGAGCAAUACGAGAAAGCAUCRAUACAUUGAAGGUGUUUUCUUACUUGCUCGUUCUGAUAAUAAUCCUCGAAAUAGCUCUAAGUACCUGGAUUUAUUUUGCCCACAUAAAGGUGUUCACAGUCUUGCAAAGUUUUCUUUCUAAAGUCCUCAGUCGUUACGAAAUGGACCACGAUGUCCAACGUCUCAUAGAUGACGUCCAGUCWAAGUACUCGUGUUGUGGGGCCGCAGGAUACGRAGAUUGGUUUAACUCAAAAUGGAAUCAAAAACGUCAAAAUUUCAGUAUAAGUAUUUGGAUUGAUAGUGUUCCUCACUCCUGUUGCCUACAGAAUACAUCGCACUUAAAAACAUGUGGUGACAACAUUGGUACUCCUUCUAAACCAGUUUCAAAGUUCAUUCAUACAGAGGGAUGCUUUCAUUAUCUUCAGAAUAUUAUCUUACKUCAUAUGGGGACUGCUGUUGCCCUUGGAGCAGCUGUUGUUAUGCUUGAAGUAAUGGCGCUGUUGUCAGCUUGUUGUUUACGUCGUGCAGUUAAAGCUGGUGUGAACAGGGAAAUCGAGGAUACAGUAGGUUUGGUUGUAUGAUCACUUUGUACAAAAAGAAUAGCAUAUUGCACAAAAAUAUGGGACAGGGACUUGGAAAUACUUUCUUUGUGAAAAGAUGACUGCUAUAUCUCAGGAGGAGCCGACGGGUUCCUGGGAGAAAUAUAUCUGUUCUUAUGUCCCAGCCAGCUGUAAGUCACAACUGGU
Exaiptasia diaphana is the source of this 1612-nucleotide messenger RNA. Its product is annotated as CD63 antigen-like. The record is from RefSeq and is a predicted model, not a curated record. The transcript has a single exon. Gene Ontology annotation, cellular component: membrane. NCBI's taxonomy places the organism in Eukaryota, Metazoa, Cnidaria, Anthozoa, Actiniaria, Aiptasiidae. Bases 641 to 1447 code for a protein of 268 amino acids.